GCUUGGUUUGUAAAAAACAAUCUCAUUUACUGAAAAAGGUGUGUGAGUUGUGAAGAAAAAACACUAUUUCCUUCUGAUUUUUCUCUGGCUCCUCCUUCUUCGUUCCAUGUUCCUCAACCACUCUCAUUUAUUUCUCUUCCUUUAUUGCCAACACCCUGUUGCAAUCUCAGUAAGAGAGAGAGAUAGAGAAGAAGGUCUAUUGUGUGUGGUUUCUUCUUCUAGAGUGAGAGAGGGACAGGUGGGUGUCUUCACCUUUAAAGGCUUCACCAACUCCUGAGAGAGCAUUUAUAAUGGUGCAUCUCACAUGUUUAGUGAGAGAGAGAAGAUGGUGGUGCAAUGUCAAAAAACCAGUCUGGCCAUAAUAACUCUGCACUAAACCACUCCACCUAUAAAUCUCUCUCCACCAUUACACACUUUACCCUCAUUGCACCACACUCACUCUCUUCUCCUUUACAUAAACACAACCUCUUUCAUCUUCUUUCACUCCUCCAUUUUCCUCUCUUGCACCAACCUCACACCAGAAACCUCUGCAUCAUCAGAAAUGCUCCUAUUUCGACACACCCUUCCCUGAAAGGUACUGUUUUUACUCAUUUUCCAGCCACCCCAUCUUCUACAAAACUCCAAGUUUCUUCCUUUUUUGCUGGGCUUUUGAGCAUUUUGACUAUUCUAGCUUGGGUGGGUUGGUUGGUUGGUUUCUGCAAUAUGGAAACUUUCACGGCUCUAUUGUUGUUAACGGCGAUCACGGCGUACUUGAUAUGGUUCACUUUCAUCUCGCGGUCGCUGAAGGGUCCACGUGUCUGGGCCUUAUUGGGCAGUCUCCCGGGCCUCAUAGACAACUGUGACCGCUUGCAUGACUGGAUCUGCGACAACCUACGCGCGUGUGGCGGCACUUACCAGACUUGCAUCUGUGCAAUUCCUUUCCUCGCCAAGAAGCAAGGUCUCGUGACUGUGACAUGCGACCCGAGGAACUUGGAGCACAUACUGAAGACCCGUUUCGACAAUUACCCCAAAGGCCCCACGUGGCAUGCUGUCUUUCAUGAUCUUUUGGGUGAUGGGAUCUUUAACUCUGACGGUGACACGUGGCUGUUCCAGCGCAAGACUGCAGCGCUGGAAUUCACCACCAGGACAUUGCGUCAAGCCAUGGCUAGAUGGGUGAGCGGAGCCAUCAGCCGCCUCUGCUUGAUCCUGAAGAAAGCUCAUGAUCGAGCUGAACCCAUUGAUCUGCAAGACCUAAUGCUUCGUCUUACUUUUGACAACAUUUGUGGGUUAGCUUUUGGACGAGAUCCACAAACAUGUGUGUCGGGUUUGCCUGAUAACCGUUUUGCAACUGCUUUUGACCGAGCCACCGAAGCCACACUUCAGAGGUUCAUUUUGCCAGAGGUGUUGUGGAAAGUGAAGAAAUGGCUGCGGCUUGGGUUGGAGGUGAGCCUGAGCCGAAGCCUUGUCCACGUGGACAACCAUUUGUCGAAUGUCAUUGAGAAACGCAAGGUGGAAUUGCUGAAUCACCAGAAAGAUGGGAGUCUUCAUGAUGACUUGUUGACUAGGUUUAUGAGGAAGAAAGAAUCGUACACAGACAAGUUUCUACAACAGGUGGCACUGAAUUUUAUCCUAGCUGGACGCGACACGUCAUCGGUAGCUCUUUGCUGGUUUUUCUGGUUGGUGAUGCAGAAUCCCAAAGUGGAGGAGAAAAUUCUGCGUGAAAUUUGUACAGUCUUGAUGGAGACACGUGGCGAUGACAUGGCAAAAUGGUUGGAUGAGCCGUUGGCCUUUGAGGAAGUUGACCGUUUGGUUUAUCUCAAGGCAGCAUUGUCUGAGACACUGAGGUUGUACCCUUCUGUGCCGGAGGACUCAAAGCAUGUGGUGGCCGAUGACCUGCUGCCGGACGGCACGUUUGUGCCGGCGGGGUCGUCGGUGACGUAUUCCAUUUAUUCAGCGGGGAGGAUGAAGUCCACGUGGGGUGAGGAUUGCAUGGAGUUUAGACCUGAGAGGUGGUUGUCAUCGGAUGGGACAAAGUUCAUCACGCAUGACUCUUUCAAGUUUGUUGCUUUCAAUGCUGGUCCAAGAAUAUGUUUGGGUAAGGAUUUGGCUUACCUUCAGAUGAAGUCCAUUGCUGCCGCGGUGCUGCUCCGGCACCGCCUUGUUCUGGUGUCUGGCCACCUGGUGGAGCAAAAGAUGUCACUCACUUUGUUCAUGAAAAAUGGACUCAAGGUCAAUGUCCAUGAGAGGGACUUGAGAGGGGUCAUUAUAAGUAUACAAAAAGAAAAGGAGGGAGAUGCUGGUUUUAGAAGUAAUGAAAGUUAGUUCGUUGUUUCAGUAGAUGGAGCAGAGUGUGUUGGAGGCUUCGGCUUGUGGAGUCAAGUUCGGAGGAUGAAAAUUCAGACAUCGGAGCUUUAGCUUAUAGUGGAAGAGAACAGAAUUCCCCUUUCAGAAAAAAAGGGUAUAUUCAGAGUAUUUAUCAUUCAUAUGGUAAUUGUGGAUGGAUUCUUUUUCCAGGGUCGUGGGGUGGAUUAUUGCUUUCUCAGUCCAUCCUCCUUGUAGAAUCCUUGCAAAUAUUCAUCCUAUUCUUUAUUUCUUGUUGGUUUUUGAUGUUUCUAUUUGAUUUGAUUGUUAGUGAGAUAUAAACUCACAUUUCACAAUGUUCAAUGUUGAUGUUGAUAAAAGAAUGUCCUAAGUUUUAUGAAAGUAUAAAUGAUCGGGUUUUUACU
Vigna radiata var. radiata (mung bean) is the source of this 2705-nucleotide messenger RNA. Its product is annotated as cytochrome P450 86A8. The record is from RefSeq and is a predicted model, not a curated record. The transcript has a single exon. Lineage: Eukaryota; Viridiplantae; Streptophyta; Magnoliopsida; Fabales; Fabaceae. Bases 337 to 2301 code for a protein of 654 amino acids. Gene Ontology annotation, molecular function: monooxygenase activity; oxidoreductase activity, acting on paired donors, with incorporation or reduction of molecular oxygen; heme binding.